AUGAGCAAAUUCACCCGCGCUUUAAAAUUGGGGCAGCAAGCGGCCGAACUUGGCAGCACUGUUCAAGGCGUUCGAGGCGCAAACAAGAAACAAAUAGCCCGCAACGUAGGUCACCUCGCCUACGGCCAAGGCGCCUCGCACGGCAAGGAACUGGGCAAGACAUGGCUCAAGAGCUUCGAGGUUAUCCCCCGCCUCGUCCUCCGAGGAGCACAGCUGCUCCUCGCCCUCAUCAUCUGUGGCUUCUACGGCAACCGCAUCAGCAGCGAAAGCAAGGGCGGCCAGGGCAUCGGCGCCGUCUGGAUCUACGGCGUCGGUCUUGCCGGCCUUUCUGCAAUCACGGCCAUCUCCUUCGCCGCCGCCGCAUCGGCCGGCACCAUUCCUUGGGUCGGUAGCGCACUCACCUGGCUCAAGCCCCAUCUCGUUUGGUGGUGGGACAUGGUGCUCUUUUUUGCGUGGAUGGCAGCAUUUGGCAUCUUUGCUGGCUUGUUCUUGAAGAGGAAGAGCGACGACCCAUAUAGGGGCAGCAGCACGCCCGCCAUGAAGAUUGCGCUUUGGAUAGAUCUUGCCGCUGCCGUCUUGUGGCUCUGUUCGGGCACCUACUCCGCCAUCAAGUGCUUUGCGGGGAAAACGACCGAUCGAAUGGCGGAGAAGGCGGGGCAGAAGAUGUUUGGCAGUACCGAAACUGUCGUCUAG
Messenger RNA from Metarhizium acridum CQMa 102, 693 nucleotides. NCBI's taxonomy places the organism in Eukaryota, Fungi, Ascomycota, Sordariomycetes, Hypocreales, Clavicipitaceae. The record is from RefSeq and is a predicted model, not a curated record.